This is a messenger RNA of Vitis riparia (riverbank grape), 1486 nucleotides long. RefSeq names its product RHOMBOID-like protein 10, chloroplastic. NCBI's taxonomy places the organism in Eukaryota, Viridiplantae, Streptophyta, Magnoliopsida, Vitales, Vitaceae. Bases 125 to 1117 code for a protein of 330 amino acids. The transcript has 9 exons. Gene Ontology annotation, molecular function: serine-type endopeptidase activity. The record is from RefSeq and is a predicted model, not a curated record. Gene Ontology annotation, cellular component: chloroplast membrane.
UGACCACAGACCACAUAGCCUUCGCUUCGGUUUGGCCACAGGCCAGGUAGCCCCAUAUAUGAUAUAGCCUUUUCUCCCUCUGUCGCUCCAACUGCAACUGCGUACGAGUGUGGUGGUCGGAGUGAUGGUGGGCGCAGCCGUCCCACAACCUUCUCGCUUCCCUCUCUCCAGAGUCGGCCCCACACCCGCCCACCUCAUCACCACGGCCGCCUCUCUCCGCCUUGGCCACUUCAUCCAUCGUCAAUACAUUCAUCUAGGGUUUUUCCUUCGUUCCUCUUUCAAGAGGCUUGCUCAUCUUGCUCAUGUGCCUGGACUGAAAAAUAUCUGGUUUGGAAAGGCCAUCCAAUUUAAAGGGAUCAGUUUUCCAAGCGAUUCCUUUUCCGCUACAUGUUCAUCCUACUUAUACUUCUUUGGUGGGGAAGAAACUAGAAAGGGCUCCAGAGAUGAGGGAAUGUCAUACUCAGAGGCACCCAGAAGAAAUUCACUGAGAGGAAGACAAUGGACGAAUAUCCUCAUUGCAAUUAAUGUAUUAGUUUUUAUUGGACAAGCUGCAACACAAGGCAAGCUACUUUUAUGGGGAGCUAAGAUUAAUAGUCUCAUUGACAAAGGGCAGUUUUGGAGGCUGGCUACAUCUUCCUUUUUGCAUGCAAAUAUUGGGCAUCUGAUGGUUAAUUGUUUUUCUUUGAAUUCUGUUGGUCCUACAGUGGAGAAUCUCAGUGGACCAAGGAGAUAUCUUGCAGUUUAUUUCACUUCUGCAAUUGCAAGUUCAGCAAUGAGUUACUGGUUAUGCAAAGGCCCUGCAGUUGGUGCAUCUGGAGCUAUUUUUGGCUUAGUUGGCUCAGUUUCAGUGUUUAUGAUGAGGCAUAGAGGUCUGGUUGGAGACAGUAAAGAAGGUUUACAGCAUAUAGCACGCGUAAUAGUACUGAACAUGGUUAUUGGGUGUUUGUCUAAAGGCAUCGAUAAUUGGGGCCAUUUAGGAGGUCUGCUUGGCGGGCUUGUGACAUCAUGGCUUCUUGGUCCUGCAUGGAAGUACGAGUCCCUGUCUAACGAUGGGCGAAGAGUAUUUGCUGAUAGGGCACCAAUUUUCCACCUCGUCAACAGAAGGAGAAAACCUUGAUACUUGGAAUCAAACUUGGUUUCCUGACAGAGCUCUCCCUCAUCCACUUCCACCUAAAUUCUUUUACAUUGAAGAUUCUUGUUUAAUGUAUGCAUGAACUGCUCACACCAUAUUUUUUGUUUAACAAAUCCAUCUCUUGAGAAAGGGGGUUUAGGAUUAUCAGGGUUUUGGGAAGAAGAGGUUCAUGUUCUGAUGCAAAUAGAGUGUUCCUGUUUUCUCAAAACUGGCUUCUUGUAUUGUGCCUGGAAUUGUCAAAAAAUCUAAUGAAGGUUCAAGCUCUCCAUUAUUUGAAAGCUAGGAACACCAGGAUCCAAAUGUAAUGAUUUAUUUUAGGGAAAAUGCUUUAUAUGAAGAACAGAAUUAUCAAAA